UGAUGUUUCGCGUUAGUUCCCCGUAUUUGGCCACUGAGUAAACGGAGUACUUUCACUGGGCAUCAGGAGGAUUGUGCUGGGAAUUAAAAACACAACCGUGAAAGCGUACUUAUCAGCAAUGGUGCCACCCAGCUUUUGAAGUUUUCAAAGGAUGCCGGCAACACGUAGCCCUUCAUCCAUCCCAACAGGCGUCUCAGGAGAUGCCUUGGACCUCAGCUUGUCAGGCUCCCAGCUCUCUAUGUCCAAAAGACCCAGCAGCGCAUCACCUGGGAAAUACUUCUCACGGUCUGUGUCGGUUUCCGUGGCUAGUGACAGCAGAGGAAAACGCAACACCCUGAGCGAUGCCAGCUUUGGUAGCUCCCGCUCCAUCAAGAACCUGAGGCGGUCCAACAGCACCACUCUGGUCAAUCAGCAGGCCAACAUCAGUUUAAGUCAGGAGCCGAGUGAGGACUACCUGGCCCUGUUUGACAGCAGCUCAGAUGGACGCAAGAAAUUGGCCAGCCUCAGCAAAGCCUCGCCAGACAGAACCACAUGGAACAUCCUGGACGAUCAGCCCAGAGUUUUCCCCGUGCACUCGAGCCCCCGCAGCACUGGCAGCGUGGACUCUCCCCCCGGCCUGAAGAAAAGAGAGCCUGGCAUCGCACUGGCUGCCACCUUCACUGCCAACAACAGGAGCAACAAGGGAGCGGUGGGCAACUCUGUCACCACCAUCUUACACAACAACUACUCUGAGAAACCACUCACGCCGAAGAGCUCCAACCAGAGGCCGUCGUUUAACAACAUCCUGAAGGCCACGGCAAACGACGAGGUGUCACAAGACAACAGCUCGCUGACAAAGUCCCAGAAGAACUUCUCUUCAGCGUCCUCCGCCUCCAACAACAGAUCUCCGGUGUCGGCCCAGCGCAGCAGCCCCGGCUUGUCUCGAAGGAGGGAGGUCACUGAGGAGGAGGCCGAGAGGUUUAUUCAGCAGGUGAACCAGGCAGCAGUCACCAUCCAGCGCUGGUACAGACGCCAUGCCAAGAGACAGCACACUAACCAAGCAGCACUCAAACGCAUCCUUGCCAGCAAAAGAAAGGAGUGGGAGGAGAGAACGGAGGAGGACGGUCGCCUGGAGCCGCAGCAGAAAAAGGACGAAGACAGGAAACGGAUUCGUGAGGAGAAAGCUCGUUUGGCCCGCCUGGCUGCCAUCCAGGAGCUUCAGCAGAAAAGAGCCCGGCGGGUUGCCGAGGCAGCCGAGGUGGAGCUGGAAAGCUCGAGGCUGGCAGGGGGGGCGGGACGCAAGAAGCAGCCCAAGAUUUCUCUGAGCAACAAAAGUCCAGCCUCACCGAGCAACAACAGCUCGAUGUCACCCACAGACGUCAAAGCUAAGAACACAGACUCCAAUUUGAAUCUUGUGGCCGACUUAGGUGAGCUGAGCUUCAGAGCCAUUUCCCCAGCUUCGUCCAAUCACAGAGGCUCUCAGUGUUCCCAGGAUCAGGAGGACAGAGCGGAGGUAGACAUCUGCCCGGAGCAGCAGCAUCAGCAGAACGAUAGGAAAUUCAUUCGUAGAGAGAAAGCCCGUCUGGCCCGCCUCGCUGCCCCCCAGGUGAACAUGUCUGAGGAGCUGCAGCAGAAAAGAGCCCAGCAGGUUGCCGAAGCGCAGCAUGCACCUGAGAUGGAGCCGGAAAGCUCGAGGCAGACAGGUGUGGUAGGACACAAGAAACUACCCAAGAUUCCUCUCACCGGUAAAAGUCCAGCCUCACCGAGCAACAACAGCCCGAUGUCGCCCACAGACGUGAAAGCUAAGAACACAGACUCCAAUUUGAAUGUUGUGGCUGAGUUCGGUGAGCUGUUCAGCUUCAGAGCUGUUUCCCCAGUUUUGUCCAAUUGCAGAGGUUCCCAGUGUUCCCAGGAGAUCCUGCAGAGGUCGGUGAGUGUGGAGGACCAGCGGCAGGGAGCUUUGUCUUGCAGGGCUCAGUCCAAAACCACUCUUAACGAGCUGCUGGACACCCUGAAGCUGUUAGAGGAGGAGCCAGAGAGGCUGUCGGAGCCAAAGUGCUACAGCAAAGAGAAAUACGCCUGGAUAGACGAGGACGGAGACUCCAACUCUCUGACCACUGACAACCUGGAGCGUCACGGCCAGCUGAGUCACCAUCCGGCCCUGCCAGAUGGGGGCGCCCUGCUCUCCGAGGCCAAGCUGCAGAGCAUCAUGAGUUUCCUGGAUGAGAUGGAGAAGUCUGAACAGGAGAGGCCGCGCUCGGUUACUUCAGGGUCUCACAGAGAGGCUGUGUUGUCUGAGGAGGAGCUGGUUGGUGUCGAGCAGGCAUCUGCCACCGCCGCCGAAAUCACCGGCUCCAUGAUGAGGAUCAAGCUGGAGCUGGAGGAGAAGAAACGCACAGUCAACAUGCUGCAGAGCGCACUGGCCCAGCAGAGGGAGCUCACGGUGAGACACGUGAAGGAGACCGAGAAGGAGCUGAACAGAAACUUCCAGCUCCAGAAGGAACAAUUUGAAGCCACCAUCCAGAGACACCUCACAUUCAUUGAUCAGCUGAUCAAUGAUAAGAAGAGUUUAAAUGAGCGCUGUGAAGGAGUGGUGGGAGAACUGAAGCAGGUGGACCAAAAGUACACCAAGAAGAUCGCACAAAUGCAGGAGCAACAUGAAAUGGUGUGGCAAAUUCUGGGUCCCUUGUGUGAGGAAAUCAAGAAGUUAAAAGAGCUUAUGAGCGCCACAGAGAAGAUACGCCGGGAGAAAUGGAUUGACGAGAAAACCAAGAAGAUCAAAGAGAUCACUGUCAAAGGUCUGGAGCCAGAGAUCCAGAAGCUGAUCUCCAAGCACAAACAGGACCUGAAAAAGCUGCGGACACUCCACGAGGCGGAGCUGCUGCAGGCAGACGACCGCGCGGCCCAGCGCUACGUCCGCCAGUGUGAGGAGCUCCGCCUACAGCUGGAGAGGGAGAAGGACGAGCAGAGUCAGAGAGAGAGGGAACUAGCCAAGCAGAGAUACGAGAAGCAGCUCCAGGAGGAGGAGCUGUCCCUGCAGCAGCAGAGAAGGCGACUCUACAAGGAGGUGGCCGAUGAGAAGGAGAGGCUGGCUCAGCUGGCUGCAAGGCAGCGCGCUGAGCUGGAGGAUCUGCGGAGACAGCUGGAGGACAACAGCUCUCUGGCUGGACGAGCCCUCAGAGAGGAGCUGGACAAGACCAGAGAGGAACAGGAGAGGAGACACCAGGUGGAGAUGAAGGCGUUACAAGAACGUAUGGACAUCGAAAAGCAGACCUGGGAGGAAAACUACAAGAAAAAAGAGGAAGCGUGGCUGCUGAGCCGCGAGCGCGAACUGAAAGAAGAGUUGCGGCGAGAACGCGACAAAGAGAUCGAGCUCGCCAUCUGGACGUUGGAGGAGGAGACCAGCAAGGACAAAGAGGAGUGUGAGAGGGCAGCUGACAACAGGGUGAAGCGUGUGAGGGAAAAAUACGAGACGGAGCUGAGGGAGCUGGAGUGCUCCGAGAGGACGGCUGUGGAGAAGCAACAGGAGUCGAGGAAGCAGCAGAUGGAGAUGGAGGGAGAGCUGAUUAGACUCCAGGCCCUGCUCCGACAGAAAGAACAGGAGACUGAAGACAUCACACAGACCAGGGACAAGCUGGUGGAGGAGCGCCGCAGCCUGGCCGAGGUGAUCAGGCAGGAGUUUGCCGACCGGCUGGUGCUGACGGAGGACGAGAACCGCAGGAUGAAAGUGGAGGUGUCAGAAGUCCGAGCGAGGCUCCGGCUCGAGGUGGAGAGAGUCACCCGGGAGAAGGAAGAGGAACUGGCUGAAGUCCACCAACGAGUGAAGGCGGCCAUCUUGAAGAAGGAAGAAACCGUCAAUAAUCUCCGGAAGCAGCAUGAGGCAGCCCUGAAGAGGGCCGAUCACCUGGAGGCCCUGUGGGAACAGCAGAGGAAGCAGCUGUUGGAGAAGUAACUGACAGGAAGGCUUUAUCUGUCUGGACCUAUCCUCUCCACCCCCUCUCCCUCCACUCUGAGCUCUAUCCAUUGUGUCACUCAAGCCGCCCCCCACACCCAUCUGAUUUCUUUUUUUUUUCCCCUUAUGGAUGUUGUUGCUGCCAGCAAGACUGAACCUGUGGAACUUCAGAAGGUUGAACAAGUGACUGAACCUUGUCCUACCUCAUACCCCCCCCAUGAAGGAGCGUCAGAGUGCUGUGUUGAAAACUUCCUUAAUUUAAAUGCCACAGACCAGGUGGCACCACUACAUGAAAAGACUGCAAAUGAACUUCCCCAUUCCUCUUCCCUCUCCAGAGGAAGAUUGCUGCAGUUUGCCCCCCCCUUUUUCCUCAGUCCCUCCUGGAGCAAGAAUGCCUCCAUGUUCCCCUACAGAGCUGCCACGGAGAACAGUUCCAGAUGUUUCUGAAACCAGCCCAAGGCCUGCGCUGGGGGGGCGGGGGGGGUUGCUCUGUCUGGAGGACUAAGGACCACUUAGGGACCACACUACUACGUUCUGGUUUAAAAACGUAGCAAAAUCUUUUGCGUUUCCGAGCCCCUGAAACGGAGACAUUUGGAAACACCGCUGCCCCCCGUUUUGGUUUGAAAUACCAAAAUAGUCUGGACGGGCACAAACGGACACUUUUGGAGAACUCGCUGUAUUUUCAACAAACACAUCCGGGAUUUUCAACAGAGUAACGUCAUACAAUCUGCUUCCCGUUUACCCCGGCACGCACGUGCCCGGUGUAUGUGAAUGGUCAUGUGAUAUUUGUUGUCAGGUGUGCUUAUAUGGACGAUUAGUUCUGCUACUGUGGACGGAGAUCGUCGACCCAAAAAUGAAAACGUGGCAGCGUAGAUGUAGCCCUCAGAUGAGUCCGCGCCACAGCUACAGUCUCAGCUUCUGUUUGUACCAAGUCGAGCUCCUGGGGUCCUCUUUUAUCUGCUGAGUCAUGCCUUUUUGUCCCGGUGCCCCCUCAGGGCGAGUGCUAAUUACAGGAUCUAUACCCUCACCCUUCACUUACAGCCCUGUGACUUGCUCUGAACAAUUUGUGUGUGUCUCAAAACCAACAUUUGGAUCUUACAAAGAAGUUACAAGUGAUGUACUAACACGGUUUACAGACUAAAGUCAGAGUGCAUGUAGAAAGGUUGCUAAAGAAAAAAGAGAGAGAUAAUAGGAAAGGGUAAACGAGCGGAGGGAAACGGGACGUCUGACAGCAUGUUUGAGGUCAACACAGACGAUUGUAGCGUGGCUUUGAAAGUUUCUGAAUGUGAGGAAGAAAGAAGAGAGAGGAUCGGCGUGGGCGGAGGGAAGAAGGAAUGCGCAUAGAAAAUGUUUUAUAGGAUUAGGAAAGCAGAGCUGGGACCGGGCCGGGUGGUACGAGGGUUUGAGGGGGGCACAAGGCAUGUGACCGGAGGUAUUUUUAAAGCCAUAUUGGUUUUCUGAUUCAGAGGCUGCACUGUGACAAAAUGCAUCAAACUCAACAGAUAAAGGUAGCCCUGAGCCACACACACACACACACACACACACACACACACGUAUGUGAACUAUCUUUUUUUGAAUACUAGGGCUGCACAAUAUGAGGACAUUAUCUAAUUGCGAGGAUCUGGAUUGCAGCACCACAAUGACUAAUCCCAAAUGGUUUGGUGCGAUACGUUGCCUUUUAACCUAUCUCGCGCCUGUGAUAUUGCACUAGCCCAAAUUGUGGUAUUCAUAAAAAUUGCGAUUGAUUGUGCAGCCCUAUUGAAUCCUCCAUCUGUGUUUUGUAAUUCUCCCAGAAGCCACCGUCUCUCAGCACUUUGCAAAUUUGUAUUUCAUUGAUUUUGUUUGGCUCCUUUUUUUUUUUAUUUCUUAACCCUUACAGUGAUUGAAAAUACAUCUAUAGCCCCUCUCACAGACACAGAAAGUCUUUGUGGAUAAGAUUUCAGUAAGAACGGUCCAUAGCAGGAGUUAGUGAGGGGGGGGGGGCUGUAACAAGAGUUUGUGCUGCGGAGAGAAACUCUAAACCUGGAUGUAAAGCCUGUUAUUUAGGUGCAGCAGGAUGUGAAAGACCACACUCUGAUGUGACGCUAAAAGCCCCAAAUUAGACCUCGCAUAAGAACGUAUUUAUUUUUAUUUCUCUUUUCUUUAUUUAUUUUCCAAUGUAGCACUCUUGCUCGAGGAUUGGAAGGAUUGUUUCUCAGAGCUGGUGUUUUUACAGUUCCUGAGCAGAACGUCUAGUUUCCAUAGUAACACGUUAUAACUAUGCCAUUUGGAGAUGGUUUAAAAUACAGUAUGUCAGGUUUUUUCUGACAUGGAAGUUGUCUGCGCCACAAUAUAAAAAGUGUUGAUAUGAAGUGUAGUGUAGGGGAAGGCUAGGGGUUGACGUGGUGAAGCUUUAUGGGUAAUGCAGUUUCUGACCUCCGAGGCAUUAAAUCAGGGGGAUCGGCCGCCAAAUCGUUGCUGGCGGGGGCGAAAAAAACAACCAGUUACUUCUCAGAAAAAGAAAAGAAAAAAAGAAAAGUAAAAAAGGCGUAAUUUCAAAAACAUUUUAAUGAGCCAUUCUUCUCAGCCAAAGUCAGACAUAAAUCACCUCGCCACUGUUUAAAUAUUUGUAAAACCUACAGAUGGCGAUAAAGGGUGACCAAUAGCAUUGAUUUAUGGAAGAAGUAAAAAGGAAUGUGAGUUGGCAUUCCUGGCGCAUGCCCAUCCUACAAGUGCCAAUGAGCCUGGCCUUUGUGUGUGUGUGUGUGUGUGUGUGUGUGUGUGUGUGUGUGUGUGUGUGUGUGUGUGUGUGUGUGUGUGUGUGCGUGUGCCACCAUUCCUCCCAUUUUGACCUGAGAUGACCCUCGUGGUUUCAGAUACACACAAAGUACCCUGUUGUAUUUUAUUUUUAUUUUUACCGUUUGUAACUUUGUAUACACAUCAUUCCAGCUGUCACCAGUUAUUGUUUGGAUUCUGUUCCGUUUCGACAUGUACAACCCUCUGUGCCCGAACACGUAGCUCUUGAAAACACUGUUUUCUUAUCUUGUUUUAGUUUAGUUUUUAUUGUUAAUCAUGUCGAUGGUUCAAAAAAAAAAAAAACUGUGAAGAAGUUGGUGACUGAUCUAUCAGCAAAAAGAGAAUAAAAAGCAAAGACUGUUGGGAAGAUG
This is a messenger RNA of Perca flavescens (yellow perch), 7077 nucleotides long. It is a transcript of the gene cep131, whose product is annotated as centrosomal protein 131. Gene Ontology annotation, cellular component: centriolar satellite. The coding region runs from base 152 to 3931 and encodes 1259 amino acids. Lineage: Eukaryota; Metazoa; Chordata; Actinopteri; Perciformes; Percidae. Gene Ontology annotation, biological process: intraciliary transport involved in cilium assembly; regulation of centrosome duplication; cilium assembly. The transcript has 30 exons. The record is from RefSeq and is a predicted model, not a curated record.